Molecule: messenger RNA, 1211 nt
Organism: Esox lucius (northern pike)
Lineage: Eukaryota; Metazoa; Chordata; Actinopteri; Esociformes; Esocidae
Gene: cenpw
Product: centromere protein W
Exons: 3
Coding region: 140-367 (75 amino acids)
Biological process (GO): chromosome segregation; kinetochore assembly; mitotic cell cycle
Cellular component (GO): kinetochore; nucleoplasm
Molecular function (GO): protein heterodimerization activity; DNA binding
Source: RefSeq, a predicted model, not a curated record
CAAACGCACAUGUCAUUGCGCAAACCAACGCGACAAAGACUAGAACAAAACCGACGUAAAUUAUGUGCGCAACGCGGGAGAUUUUAAAACGUAAUGUAAAUAGCUAUAUUUGAGCCGUGUUAGCUACAAGUGUGUCAAGAUGUUGAAACGAGUACCCAUGUCUAAAUUAAAGUCUCUAAUAAAGAAGAAAGCCCACAUUCGCAUAGGGACAGCUGCAGAUGCAAUGGUUGAGUUGAACGUGCUGCUGUUUCUGCAUAGCCUGGCAGAAGAGGCAAGAACGAAAGCUUUUGAGGAGAAAUCGGCAACUAUCAAAGCAUGCCAUGUGAAAGCAGUAUGCAAGAAACUGCUGAAACAAGCCAGAGGAUGAAGGGGAGAGAACUUUCUAUAACAACAUGAUAUAACAACUGAUUGUUCAUGUUGAACUGUUCCUGUGCUGAGACUUAAGAUAAACAUUCACCCAUAGGUGGAACACCGCAAGAUACAGACUACAUUUUAUUGGUCACUGUUUUGUUGUUUGAAAUUUACAUAUUUACAAAUUUACAUAUACAUAUUUCUGUGUAGGUCUUGUCCUGGCCAUGUUCUGUUGAGAUUUGGUGUAAGAUGUAGCUUGUCUACAGUUUUGCUUGUGUGUCUUAUUAGUUUGUUUUUACUUAGGCUGUUGUUUAUUAGGCCUACAGUACCCUAUUAAGUACAAAAAAAUAUUUGGCUCUGUAUUGCAAAUGUUUGGAUUUUAAAAUCAAAUAAUUCCAAUUAGAUGAAGUAUACUCUUAAAAAUAUUUAAUAAAGCUUUCUACACAUUAUCUACCUGGAAAAUUAAAGAUUUUGUAGUUUAACUUUUAAAAUCUCUUGAUUUUACAAUGAAUCUAUCUCAGUAACAAUUAACUAUUUAGGAGGUAUUUUUGUACAUAUGUCAAAUCUCAAAAACAGAAGAAUGCUUUCAUCAAAGGUACACCUAUCCAUUAUUUUGUAAUUGCACGAACUCAGUGGGACAGUGACACUCAAUGUUUGGCUGUCUCAUGAACAGAUGAGAACAAGUUUUGGUAACUAACUUUCAACUUUAUACCAUCCUGAGUCAAUGUAUCUUUAUAUAUUGAUUUGCCAUUUACAAUAUACUGUAUCAUUUACAUAAUCCUAUUGUUGUUUCUUUGCUCUGUCCUCUGGUUAUUUAUUACUCAACAAAUAAAAAGCUUAAUUUGUGUUUUACCAAGUAA